Halteromyces radiatus is the source of this 1411-nucleotide messenger RNA. Its product is annotated as Rho GTPase activation protein. Bases 87 to 1304 code for a protein of 405 amino acids. Gene Ontology annotation, biological process: small GTPase-mediated signal transduction. The transcript is spliced from 7 exons. Gene Ontology annotation, molecular function: GTPase activator activity. The record is from RefSeq and is a predicted model, not a curated record. NCBI's taxonomy places the organism in Eukaryota, Fungi, Mucoromycota, Mucoromycetes, Mucorales, Cunninghamellaceae. Gene Ontology annotation, cellular component: cytoplasm.
CCUUUCUCACUCUUCCAGGCGCACUCUUUUUUUUUUAUGUAUCUUUUCUUCUUUUUUAUUUGCUUGAAACCCACUCAUUUUUAUUAAUGUCUCCUACCAUUCCAUUACGCUUGUCUUCUUCAAGUCCUGAAUAUAAGGGUAUUUCUCAGUUAAAUAUUAUUUAUGAAGCAGGUCUUGAUAAUGAAAGUCGUCCAAUCUUAGUUCUUUGCGCAAAUAACCUUCCUAAUCCGGAUACCAUCAACUACGACUUGAUUCUAGCAUUCAUUUUAUCUCGAUUGGAUGAAUUUGUUGAAAAUGACUAUGUCCUUAUCUUUUUCUCGUCUCCUGCACAAUAUCGUCCUUCUUGGUUAUGGUUACUAAAAGCUUAUCGUGCUCUGGAUCGUCGUUAUAAAAAGAAUUUAAAGGCUUUAUAUGUUGUUCAUCUCAGUCGAAGCUAUCGUAUGAUAUUUGAUCUAGCUAAUAAGAUAACAAGUCCAAAAUUUGCUCGAAAGUUACAAUAUCUCCAAUGUUUAAGUGACUUGAAUCAACUUAUCCAAGUACCUACCAAUAUGAUUCCUCAACCAGUCGUUGAUUAUGAUGCCAGUAUCCCUGCUUUUCCAACAACAUUCAAGUUUAACAGUAUCACCCCAAUGCCGACGGUAUCUCUUGCUUUUGGUCGUUCUCUGAAAGAUUUGGCAUCAAUGGAAGGAUGGACAUUGACAUCAGAUCCACCGGUACCUCGUGUGGUUUAUCAAUUGAUACAUCAUUUACGAACCAAAGGAUUAAAUAAAGAAGGGAUCUUCAGAAAAUCACCCAGUAGCGAGGAAUUACGGAUAGUCAAGACCAAAUUCAAUUAUGGAGAAACAGUAGAUUUGAAUGAUCAUGAUGUGGACGUGUCUGCAGCAUUACUCAAGGUGUUUUUACGAGAAUUACCAACUUCUAUCAUCUCUGUAGAACAAAGUGCAGAACUUGGAGAAUUAUUAUCAGGCAAAGAAGAAGAAAAAAAAUCGCAAGAUGGAUUACGACAAAAGGUACAAGCGACAUUUGCGCACAAACCAUACGCGUUGGCACUGUUACGUUAUUUAUGUGAAUUCUUAUCAGAGGUGGUACAGCAUUCGAAAUUCAACAAAAUGACAGCUCACAAUUUGGCAGUUGUAUUCACACCCAAUUUAGUCCGUGUGGAUGAACCACCAAACCAUCAACAUGCCAAUAUUCCAACCAGUCAACAAGAAGCCAUGGCAAGUGCAAGUCUUUAUUUGAAACAGAUGAAUCAAGGCAUUAGUUUAGUUGAAAUAUUGAUAUCCAGAUAUGAUAGUCUCUUAUAGUCUUAGUUUGUUUACCCUACGUUCAUUUUUUUUUUUUUUGGGUGUUUAUCAUUGUCUCAGAUGUCUCAGUUUGAAUACCGUGUGGUGGGUUUCAAAAAAAAAAAAAA